AUGGAAUCCAAUCCUAUCAACUCUUUAUCUCAACUAAAAGCUGCUGGAACAGUUGUUGUCACAGAUACUGGUGAAUUUGAGACUAUUUCCAAGUUUCGGCCUCAAGAUGCCACCACAAAUCCAUCUUUGAUCCUCGCAGCUGCUAAUAAACCAGAAUACGCAGACCUGAUUGAUACCGCAGUACAAUACGCUUUAAAGAAUGCCUAUGGAACUGAAAAUCAAACGCAAUUAGCUGUGGAUAGGCUCCUGGUCGAGUUUGGUAAGAAAAUAAUGGAUAUAAUACCAGGACGAGUCUCCACUGAAGUUGACGCCAGAUUAUCCUUUGACAAAAAAGCAACUAUAAAAAAGGCUCUUGAAAUAAUAGACCUCUAUGAGGAGCAGGGUGUUGACAGAGAUCGUGUUUUGAUUAAGAUUGCUGCUACCUGGGAGGGAAUACAAGCAGCCCUGGAGUUGGAGCAGGUCUACGAUAUACACUGCAACUUGACACUAAUUUUUUCUUUUGUUCAAGCUGUUGCGUGUGCUGAAGCGCAGGUAACACUUAUCUCUCCUUUUGUUGGACGUAUUCUUGACUGGUACAAGGCAAAAACAGGUAAGCAAUAUGAAGGUGCUGCUGACCCUGGAGUUAUUUCUGUUGUUCGUAUAUUCAAGUAUUUCAAGGCAUACGGAUACAAAACUAUAGUCAUGGGAGCUUCUUUCCGAAAUGUCAGCGAAAUAAAAGCUCUAGCUGGAUGCGAUUAUCUAACAAUUGCACCAACUUUGUUGGAUCAAUUACAAAGCUCCACAGAUGCUGUCCCUAAAGUCCUUGACCCUGCAACCUCAGCGGCUGAGGAGCAGGAGCCUUUUGUGUCGUUUGUAUCCAACGAAACUGCUUUCCGUUUUGAACUCAACGAGGAUCAAAUGGCCACAGAAAAGUUGUCUGAGGGGGUUCGAAAGUUUUCAGCUGACUGCAAUACCCUGUUUGAUCUUUUGAGAGAAAAAGUAAAAGUCGCUCAAGAGGAGGUGAAUAAUAUCUCCAAUGGCGUGCCAUCACUUUUCCGUCGUGUUUUAUCCAAGUUGUAA
Komagataella phaffii GS115 is the source of this 1059-nucleotide messenger RNA. Its product is annotated as Transaldolase, enzyme in the non-oxidative pentose phosphate pathway. Gene Ontology annotation, molecular function: transaldolase activity. Gene Ontology annotation, biological process: pentose-phosphate shunt, non-oxidative branch; carbohydrate metabolic process; pentose-phosphate shunt. Gene Ontology annotation, cellular component: intracellular anatomical structure; cytoplasm. The coding region runs from base 1 to 1059 and encodes 352 amino acids. NCBI's taxonomy places the organism in Eukaryota, Fungi, Ascomycota, Pichiomycetes, Pichiales, Pichiaceae. The transcript has a single exon. The record is from RefSeq and is a predicted model, not a curated record.